AUGUUAGCCAUCAAAGAAGUGCCGACGACGUGUCCAAACAAUUGCCACAAUCACGGGAACUGCCAUUUAGGCAAAUGCCAGUGCUUCCCAGGUUAUAUCGGACACGACUGCGCCGAUAAUGUAUGUCCGGUGCUGUGCGGAGGUCACGGCCGAUACCUUCAGGGCAGCUGUCGGUGCGAAACGGGUUGGAAGGGUCCGGAGUGUACCAUACGGUCGACCGAUUGCGAAGUGAAUGACUGCAACGGCCGCGGGAAGUGUGUGUCCGGUGUUUGUCAGUGUUUCAGUGGAUUCCGGGGCGACAGCUGUGACAUCGUUGACUGUUUGGAUCCGUUGUGCUCGAGUCACGGCGCCUGUAUAGACGGCCAGUGCUGGUGCAAAGUCGGGUGGACCGGCACUAACUGUAGCGAUGCUGACCAUAGAUUAAGUCAAUUUUUCCCCAAUUGUUCACAACAUGCCAAAUGUAAUCUCGAUUGCGGUGUUCAUGGGGUGUGCGAAGGGGGCCGUUGUGUUUGCGACGGCGGUUGGCACGGGUCGCGAUGUGAUGAGCAAAUAUGUGAUCACCGGUGUCUUGAGCAUGGUCAGUGCAACAACGGCACCUGUAUUUGUAUACAAGGCUGGAUGGGCAGACACUGCACAGAGGGCUGGGGUGGCAAAGACUGCUCAGCGCCUCAGGAGACCAACUGUGCCGAUGAUAUCGACAACGAUAAUGCGAGUGCUGUGGUACCGAUCACUGGUAAUUACGACCCGAAAAACACACACUUGACUAUCGGUUCCGUCCAUCAGUCGCUGAUGUGUAUCACAAGCCCCGACCCGUUGGACAUACUGUUACGCAAACAGCCGCCUGCAGUGACCGCCAGUUUCUAUCAAAAGAUGAAAUUCUUGAUCGAGGAGUCGAGUGUUCAAAGCUAUGCCCAUAAAGACGAAUACUCUGAAAGCCAUCAGUCGCUGAUGUGUAUCACGAGUCCCGACCCGUUGGACAUACUGUUACGCAAACAGCCGCCUGCAGUGACCGCCAGUUUCUAUCAAAAGAUGAAAUUCUUGAUCGAGGAGUCGAGUGUUCAAAGCUAUGCCCAUAAAGAUGAAUACUCUGAAAGGUAA
Messenger RNA from Oppiella nova, 1098 nucleotides. The record is from the annotation of a GenBank genome assembly. NCBI's taxonomy places the organism in Eukaryota, Metazoa, Arthropoda, Arachnida, Sarcoptiformes, Oppiidae.